Messenger RNA from Colletotrichum truncatum, 1647 nucleotides. Its product is annotated as lactose permease. Gene Ontology annotation, cellular component: membrane. The record is from RefSeq and is a predicted model, not a curated record. Gene Ontology annotation, biological process: carbohydrate transport; transmembrane transport. NCBI's taxonomy places the organism in Eukaryota, Fungi, Ascomycota, Sordariomycetes, Glomerellales, Glomerellaceae. Gene Ontology annotation, molecular function: carbohydrate:proton symporter activity.
AUGGAGAAGACCGCGGGCGCAGAGCACCGCAUUGAGGCGACAACCUCCGCUACUGAGAACGAUGAUCCAAAGAACUUGAUUAACCGUCAUGGGAAACAAGUCAACGUCCAGUCGGUGGCGCUUGCCGACGCCAUCGCCAAGGAUAACCCCGACUACAGAUCGUCAACUCAGUUGACGCUGUACGCCAUGAUGGCCCUUUGUGUUCUGAACGGUAUCAUGAAUGGUUAUGACGGAUCAGUCAUGAGUGCCAUCAAUGCUAUGGACCCAUUCCAAGCCCGCUUCAAGAUCGGCAAGGCAGGCGAAUUAAACGGCGCCGUCUUCUCCAUUUACACCGUCGGAAACAUUACAGGAAGCUUGUUGUGUGGUUACGUUAUGGACAGGUGGGGGCGUCGUGCUUGCAUGUUCUCUGGAGCCAACGCAAUCAUUCUCGGUUCCAUCCUCCAGGCAAGCAGCUUUGCCCUCCCCCAAUUCAUGGUCGGUCGUUUCAUCGUCGGCAUCGGAACCCCCAUGUGCGCAACCUCGGCACCUGUGUUCCUUGUGGAGAUCGCCUACCCAACAUGGCGAGGUUUGGCUGGUGGACUGUACAAUGUUCUGGGUUGGACCAUUGGCGCAAACAUCGCUGCCUGGACUUGCUACGGCACGAACUUCAUCGCCAGUGAUUGGUCUUGGCGUAUCCCCUACAUUGUGCAGCUUACACCUGCUACCAUCGUCGUAUCGGUAGCUUGGUUCCUCCCCGAGAGUCCUCGCUGGCUAUGGUCGCAGGGCCAUACUGAGAGGGCGACUGGAAUUCUGACCAAGUACCAUGGCAACAAGAACCCCAACUCAGCUCUUGUUCAACUUGAGAUCAAUGAGAUUCGGGAGUCUUUGGAGGCCGAGCAAGAGCUCAACAACCACAAUCUGAACUACAAAAUUCUCAUCAACAACCGGCCCAAUAGGUACCGCAUGUGGCUUGUAAUGCUCGUGGCGGUGUUUGCUCAAUUCAUCGGAGGAAGCGUUAUUUCUUACUAUCUCCCAGUCAUGAUUGAGGGCAUCGGAAUCAAGGACUCUCGCCGCCAACUGCUCUUGAACGGCAUCAACACCAUCAUUUCUUUCGUCUCCGGCUUCUUCGGCUCUUUCUUUGUCGACAGAGUCGGUCGUCGCCCUCUUUUCCUGUGGGGUACCUUUCUCACCGGUUUGGUCUACAUCCCCAUCAACGUCCUGGCGGCAAAAGCCGAGCAAGGUAAGGAUGGUACUAUCCCGACGUCCCAGGCUUAUGCAUUCAUCGCCAUGAUUUUCACGUACAGCAUCUUCUGGUCCUUCUGCUGGACUCCACUGCAAGCCCUGUAUCCUGCUGAGAUUCUCCACAACGAGAUCCGCGCCAAAGGCAUGGGUGCCAAAGGUUUCAUCUCAGGCGUCGCCAGCUUUAUCAACACAUAUGGAACCUCCGUGUCACUCAAGCAUAUCGGCUGGAAGACGUACACUAUCUUCCUUGUCCUGCAUUUUGUUCAUCUAGGCCUCAUGUAUAUGUCUUGUGUCGAGACCAAAGAGCGUACCUUGGAGGAGCUUGAAGAAAUUUUCAACGAUCCCAAGCCGGUGAAGAAGAGUUUGCAAAGGACGCGGGUCAUCAUCGACGAGGGCUUGGGCGUAAAGGUCAAGGACGAUGCUUGA